This is a messenger RNA of Sarcophilus harrisii (Tasmanian devil), 3845 nucleotides long. Its product is annotated as spidroin-2-like. Bases 1 to 1074 code for a protein of 357 amino acids. The record is from RefSeq and is a predicted model, not a curated record. The transcript has 6 exons. NCBI's taxonomy places the organism in Eukaryota, Metazoa, Chordata, Mammalia, Dasyuromorphia, Dasyuridae.
AUGGGCUCGGGAGCUUGGCCGGAGCGCGAAGGCGAGGCGGAGGCGGGGGCCGGCGGGGGCGGAGAGGGGCGGCGGGCUCAGCCCGGCCGGGGCCCCGCGGCGGCGGCGGCGGCGGCGGCGGCGGAGGAGGGCAGCGGCGGGCGCCUCUGCCCGCGGCCGCCCCCGACGGAGCUGCAGCCGCAUAAAUCAGCUCCGCCGGGAGUUGGCCCCAAACAAAGCGCCCAGGGGGAGAGGCGGGGGCCGAGGGGAGAGGCGCCUGGCAGAUGGGGGGGGGGGGGGGGGGCGGGGGCGAGAUCUCAGCCAAGCGCAGGGAACGGACCGUCCCGGGCUGGGAAAGGGAGAGGCUGCGAGCCACAGGUGGGCAAUCCCGCCAAACUCGCGCUCCUGCUGCGAGGGGCUUCUCGGUCCCUAGCUCCCCUCGGUCUCGGGGACCCCGGUGCAGGCAAGGAACGGAUCGCCCCAAAGAGGAGCCCGGGUUCGGGCGGCUGCUGCUCAGGGCAGGCACGGAACCGGUGGCGCUCCCCGGCUAGCAGAAGCGGCGCGCGGGACCGGCUCCUGUCCAGGCGCCCGAGCGGCACCGACGGCGACUGUCCAGGCGGGCGGGCAGCGGAGGCUGCUUUGGAGACUAGCCACGGCAGCAUCACGCCCCCCCUCCGAUCCCCGCCGGCUUCCCGGUGCCUCCCGCCUGAGGGGCUGCAGUCCGCGGAGCCUGCCAGCCCGCCUCCCCGCCUCGCCCGCCGCCCGCUGCGCCCGAUCUACUCACUGACCAGGAGCCGCUGCCCCCGUCAGGGGGGAUCCCGAUCGCUGUCAACGUUCUCCCGCCUCCUGGAGUCACACCAAGCGCCCCUGCCCCCAACUCUGCGGGUCCCAGGCGGGAGGCCGGCACUGGCCUCGGCCCGGCUCUUCCCCGGCCGCCAGCCCCUCCCCCUGCCGGCCUCAGGCCCUCCACUCCGGGCCAGCCAGUGCUCGCGCUCCUCGCCCCUCUUUAAAGUGGUGGCUCAGCCUUCGCCCCGCUUCAGUGUAGCCCGAGAUCACAGGGACCGAGGGAACAGAGAUGGUAAAACUUCAGGCUAAAGAGAUCCCAUGCCUCAUCCAGGGACCCACAAGUCCUAAGCAAGGACUGGCAUCUAACCCCCAGGGCUGCUGAGACUUUAGGUUCACUGACUUUUCCAUUCAAAUAUGGUGCUCAUUUAAGGCUUCUGUUUCCUCUGGAAACUGGAUAAAUUUCUGGAAAAUGAAGGGGUGCAGCUCUGUGAUCACCGAGGACCCCUUGGAGCUCUCUAAAGCCCCUGGCUUUAUGACCAGCAGUUUCCAUACUGGUAUUUGGAGAGUAGGUGAGAAAACAGAAGCCAGAAGAUGUUUGGCAACAGGUCCCUCAUGAGCUGUCACAAAGGGGUUACAGUGAAACAGGUGUGUAGCUUUUCUUCCAAAUCAACCCUUCUUCUUGACUUCCUUUUUUUUUCUGUAGAAGGCACCCCCAUUCUUCCCAGGCUCACAGCCUAAGAGUCAGACGUCUGCUCUUUAUUCUCAUCUACACCCCAUACUCAAUCAGUCAUCAGGUCCUGUCCAUUCUGCUUCCAAAAUUCUUUGUAGAUUUUCUCUACCUACUCAUCUAUCCCAUGUUCUUUACUCACUGGGCCCCUGCCUUAAUUCAGUCUCUCAUCAGUUACAAUAACCUCCUAAUAGGUAUCCUUGCCUCUAGUUUUUCUCCUCUCCAACCAAUAUAUCCCCUUACAUCUGUCCAAGUGAUCAAUUGCCAUUUAUUGUCAACUUUCUACCAGCUACCAUGCUAAUUGCUUAGGAUACAAAGAGAAAAAAUGGAGUUCUUGAUCACCAGGAACUUCAAUUUUAUCAAAUGCUCUUAAGUCUAGUUUUAUAUAUGAUUUAUAUUUGUUUGCUUAAUUGUGUGAUCUUGUUUUAUUUUUUUCCCCUAUAGCAGAGUACAAAUUGCUUGAGGCCAAAAGCUAUUUACCAUUUCUCCCCUGAUUUUUUAAUGACUAAUAACGUGCCUGUCACACAGUAGGUAUUUUAAAAUGCUCGCUGGAUUGAGUUGAAAUAAACAAAACUUUGGGUAGCUUUCAAAUUUUGAUGCUGUUCCAAGCUCGCCCUAAUUUUAUACCUCACCCAAGGACACAGAUGCUUUGUCCCGGCUCUUGGGCAGACUUAAUAACCAUCCAAAAGAGGAAAGCCUUCGUCCUGCUCUUACAAGGCAGCAUGCACACUUUCCAGAGAUCGCUUUGCAGACCUUAGGAAUGCAGCCACCCUUGAGAUUCUGCAGUGCUACAAUUAGGAAAAAGCAUUGGAAUUCAUAAUUCCCAGGAGGACCAUGGGUCUCUAAACAGGCUCAGCAAUCAAGACAAACACAAGAUUGGAGCGGAGUAACUGAGUAUUGUAGGGGAAUAAAAGGAGGUUUAUGGAUCCAUUUCACGUCAUUCUUCAAUAUUAGAAGAAUAUUGAUCCACUGUAUCCUGAAAUGAAGCAAUGUGUUCUUCUCCAUUCAUAUCCACAACAUCCACACAAACUAAAUUCUUUUCUCAUCUACGCUACUCAGAACAUUUCCAGGGUCAUUCCUUCCUGUGACAUCUAUUUUCUCAGUCCCUCAAAAGGGUCCCUCAAAUAUUGCUAGAGCUCAUUUUGCCUGUAACUUUUCUCCUUAAUCCAUUAUCUGGACUAAUCUAUAUGCUUGUCCCAAUUGCUUUCUCCUUCCUCACAUAUCCUUGAGGGCAGAGACUGCUAUUGUUUUAUUUUCUGGGGGAUGGAUCUCUGAAAGUAGAUUAAAAGUCAUGGUAGAUUGGGUCAUGCCCAAUGGCAGGGAGAGUUAUGUGCCUAUCAAUGAUUGUACAAAGGCAGGAUGUGAGCCCCUCUGUCGACUGGGGCAUGUUACAUGUCGCCUUGUCCAUAGUAAAUAUCUAAUAUGUGUUUGCAUUAAAGAUUUCUCAAUUCUAAAGACUAAAACAAGGAACUUCCGUGACUAAUCUCCUUAGAACACUAAGAUUACAAAAGGAAAAAUCCUUCCUGGAUGUUGAUCAUCUUCCAAUAUUACAUGCCAUCAAAGUCUCAGUAAUGUUUGGAUUUCUUAAUUUAGGGCAGUUGAGAUGCAAGUGAAUUCCUCAGAAAACUCUUUGAACUUCUGAAGGAUUUCCCUGAUCACAACAUAGUAAGUCAACCAUGUAAAACAGAGCUUCAGCUGCCCCAUUAUCAGAAUUAUUUUUUUCUUCCACAACAUUCUUCAUAAUGUGAUAAAAGUGUGAAAAUACUCAUUUUCAGAAAAAGAACUGAGAAAAAAAGGUGGGAGGAAGGAAACCUCAGUCUUACUGAGUACAACUUUUGUUUUGAAAAAAAAACAAAACAAAACAACAACUGGGUAUUGUUAAGAGUAUUUUGGACUUGUGUCCAAAUGUACUUUUUGUAUUUACUAGCUUUUGGAGUACAGGCAGGUCACUUCAACCCUCUCUCAAUCUCAGAGGUGUUCAUCUGUAAGAUGAAAAUGGUGAAACCUGUAGAUCACCCUGAUCUACACCCCUGAAUAAGAGAACUGAUACAAGGAUAGAAAUAUCAGUUAUUUUUAUGUAGAACUUGCUUUGUUUGUUCUAGCUCAUUUUCUGUACUAUUGCUCCCAAUAGCCCUAACUAGCCUCUUUAACUUUUCAGUUCAAUCAUUUUCAUAGAUCUCUGCAAACCUUUUCUACUGUUUAUCAAACACUAGGAUUACAAAGAUAAACACAAUAUUGUCCUUGUAGUCAGCUGUUCACUUUUAUGAUGUCAGUCAAAAAUCAAUAAGCACUUAUUAAGCAAGAGAGAGAGAGAGAGACAGAGAGAGAAAGAGACAGAGAGGCAGAAAGACAC